AUGUAUUUUGAUGAUAUUGUAGCAUUAUGUAAAGAAUUAGACUCAUCAAUGUCAGAGAAAAUCAUAGUCCAACGUCUGAUGAAUGGCAUUCGUCCCGAAUUUCGAAUGCCGCUCUUUCGUCAUGAGCCUCUGAUCCAACACAUUGAAGUAUUCCUGAAGACGGCUAAGAAAGAGCAAGAUAUUCAAGAAACAUUUCAAAAACUUGAUGAAUUGAAAUUUACCGAUUCAAAACCAUAUUUUGCACUUAAUCCAAAAUCAAUCCCAUUCACAGCCACCGUUCAGCAACAACCAUAUCAACACCCGCAUCAUUUAGCUCGAACUUCAUAUCAAGCAACACACGAGAGCUCCGCUCUAAUGCGGAACUCAUUCCCGUCUCAAUCCGCUUCACAAACUCAGCACAAAUCGCCUAAUGUCCAACAAAAUCUUCAAUCGGGAGCGCUACGAAGUCAGUCACACAAACAACUAUCAACAUUUUCACCUCAAUUUGAUCCAUGUAAAAUUUGUGGUAGGGAAGAUCAUGCUUCAAUUCAUUGUUAUUACAAACAGAAAACUGGUCGAGAAUCCUUACCUGAACGAUUCAGAGUUCCAGAUUGUGAUGAAUCAACAUUGUGGUUCAAUUCCAUUAAUGGAGAUCGCUUAUUCAACUGGGAGCCGCUGGUUCCUUCCCUUCUGGUCCAUUGUAUUGCUUUCGAGGCAUUGGCGAAGAUUUUUGGGGUGCGAUCAAUGACUUAA
Didymodactylos carnosus is the source of this 732-nucleotide messenger RNA. The record is from the annotation of a GenBank genome assembly. NCBI's taxonomy places the organism in Eukaryota, Metazoa, Rotifera, Eurotatoria, Philodinida, Philodinidae.